Molecule: messenger RNA, 1909 nt
Organism: Oryza brachyantha (malo sina)
Lineage: Eukaryota; Viridiplantae; Streptophyta; Magnoliopsida; Poales; Poaceae
Product: rhamnogalacturonan I rhamnosyltransferase 1-like
Exons: 13
Coding region: 18-902 (294 amino acids)
Cellular component (GO): cytoplasm
Source: RefSeq, a predicted model, not a curated record
UAGCCUCCGUCAAAGUAAUGGAGUCAUUGAAUCAUGGCAUUCUUCCUUGGAUCUACGUUUGCCAUGUAAUAAUAUUUCUCCAAGAAGGCUUCCGGUUCGACACAGAUUUUGAGGAAAUUUCGUCUGUUGCAAUCCUCAAAGUAUGCUUUUGCACAGUUGCAGCCGCGGGCUAUCGCCAGGAUGAUGGUGAUGGUCGCCGGCGGCGGGCAAAGGGGAAGCAGGAGGCCACUGAACUUGGAGGGACCAGCAAGAUUGUUCUUCCGGGUGGUAGCUCUCAUUCUCGGGGCAGAACCGGCUACGUGAUCAAGCUACAGCUGCUCUCUGCCAAGUACCUGAUCGGUGCCAACUUGAACGGGAGCUCUGAUCCUUACGCUGUCAUCUCUUGCGGAGAGCAGAAACGCUUCAGUGAGUUCAACGAUAUAUUUGAUGUGGAUUACUUCAUAGCAUCAUUGAGAGACGAGGUCUGCAUACUGAAAGAUUUUCCUCCAAGGCUGAAAAGAAGAGUUGAACUGACAUUUGUUCGCUCCAUGCCACCUGUCAGUUGGUCUGAUAUAUCUUACUACCACAAUCAGAUUCUACCACUGAUAACGAAGUACAAGAUCCUUCAUCUGAACAAAACUGAUGCUUGCCUUGCAAAUAAUGGGCUGCCUAUGGAGAUUCAGAAAUUGCGAUGCCAUGUCAAUUUUGCUGCAUUGCGAUUUAGCCCUGAAAUAGAAGAGCUGGGUAUGUGUGUGGUCCAAAUUCUUCGUCGUAGUGGGCCCUUUGUGGUUCUUCAUUUGCGAUAUGAAAUGGACAUGCUCGCCUUCUCUGGCUGCACACAUGGCUGCAGCAGUGAGCAGGCUGAUGAGCUCAGAAGAAUGAGAUCGGAAGAUACGCUUACCCAUGGUGGAAAGAGAAGGUGAUUGACUCGAAUGCAAAGAGGAAAGAUGGGCUCCGUCCAUUAACACUAGAGGAGACCGCAAUGGUAUUGAAGGCACUGGACAUUGAUAGCAGUGAUCAAGUAUACAUUGCAGCUGAUGAAAUUUAUGGUGGACAAAGAAGAAUGGCGGCCCUUACCUCAGCUUAUCCCAAUGUGGUAAGAAAAGAGACAUUAUUGCCUUCAAAUCUCAGGUUCUUCCAGAACCAUUCCUCCCAGAUGGCAGCAUUACAUUAUAUUGUUUCCUUGGAGAGUGAUAUUUUCAUCCCCAGCUAUGAUGGUAACAUGGCAUAAGUUGUUGAAGGUCAUCGCAGGGUCAUCAGACGAGUAAGAGCAGGCAUGAAAGAAUACCAGUUGUCAAGCAUGUUUCUUCAUCGUGUUUACAUGUGUCCAGACUGUCCACAUUGCUCUUACAUAUGUGUAUGUCAUACUGAAGAGUAUAGAUGUUUAUGGUGCCAUACUUCUGCUAUGAACAAUUAAACAACAGUUCUGUUCUUCAUUAUUGACAUGGUGCUGGACUAAAUGACCGGGUACUCUUCUAUGAAAUCUUGUGAGCUCGGUCAAUGCCUCAACGUUAUGUAUUUAUCUGUUAUGUCCACUAGCACCAACUGCUCAGCCACCCAAACCUCUUAUACUCACACUGCUAGCUGAUUGAAGAUGAGGAUGGUUUGGUUCGAUUUGGAGGCAGUGGAGUACACCUGCAAUUUUCUUUAGCAGAUGUUAAUAUGUGAUGGAGCACUCCUACUGGGACACUGGGUGAACGAAGCACUUCUGAAUGUCAAAUGACACAGGUACUUCUGUUGAAAAGUUUGACUGUAUGUCAACUAACUUGUAUAUUUGUAGCUCUAUGAUUUUUCCAAUAUUCAUGGCAUGUGCCAAGGCAAUAGAAUGAAAUUUUUUUGCGAUGUUAUACCAUUGAUGGCACGCGUAUAUUGUGGUCUGCUCCAAAGAUAAGUGCAUUUUGUCUUUUAGACAAAGAGGCCAGUCACCUGU